Molecule: messenger RNA, 3098 nt
Organism: Neurospora crassa OR74A
Lineage: Eukaryota; Fungi; Ascomycota; Sordariomycetes; Sordariales; Sordariaceae
Product: diphosphomevalonate decarboxylase
Exons: 3
Coding region: 1308-2492 (394 amino acids)
Biological process (GO): isopentenyl diphosphate biosynthetic process, mevalonate pathway; isoprenoid biosynthetic process
Cellular component (GO): cytosol
Molecular function (GO): ATP binding; diphosphomevalonate decarboxylase activity
Source: RefSeq, a predicted model, not a curated record
AAGGCAGAUUGUAGUACUAGUGCUCAGUGGUAGGCUGGUUGACGUGUAGUCAAGCGCCAUAUUGGAACUUGAUUACAGGUUAGCCAGCCAGUCGAGGGUUGGUCGAGUGUGUACAUAGUGUCAAGUCAGUACCGUCAGUUUCCCGUGAGACAUGAGCGUCACCAGGGGCUCAGUCUACACAGAGUCAGCGAGAGACUCGGCAUCUUCCCUGAUUAUUUCUCAAACAUGUCUCUGAUGUGAAGUGCCCGAGGAAGACCUGGGGUGUUUCAGCUCGUCAUCUUUUCUGCAACUUGCAAGUGAUACCGAGAGCUCAUGGCGUGUUUGAGUCUGUUGUCUCUCAACCCGGUCAGCCGACUUGAAGAUGUUGACGAUGAUAGACGUCCAGAGAUACCAGACCAGCUCGGAGCUGAAGCAUCUGCAUAGCAAUAGGGUAGUUAUGACGUUGAGUUGUAGUCAUUGCUGGAUCUGCAGCCGUCCACUUGUGGGUUCGUGAAUCAACAUCGACAUGCCGGCGAGACCAAAGACAAGACAUAGCUUUGUUGACAAGAGUGAGACUCGGACUCCUAGACACCAUGUCACUAUAACCCCUUACCCAUGAAUUUCGGAUGAGCGUCGUGAUGUCUGGUUGUGACAUUGGCGUGGACAGAAAUGUGAUCCAUAUGCACAUGAUUAAUGUUGGGUGAGGUUGAGUGAGGACGAUGAGUAAGUACGUGGAAGGCAUAUCAACUGCCAAGUGAUGAGACAGGUGGGCUGAAUAGAAUCCUAAAAUCAGGUUUCUUCGUGGCAGAGUGAGAGAGUUCGUGGCAGAAAUCAGAUGUCGGCAUCUUGAGACGGUGAUGGAUGCGGCACACGGCAGAGGUCAGAAAGCGGGCGGUUCGGGCCAUGACGGAGACGGAGACGGAGACGGAGACGGGGACGGGCCAGGCCGCCGAUGCCCUUGAGGCGGCGCUAGCUCACUCUAGCUUGGCGCGUUCAGGGUCCUCUGGCGGCAGGCAGAGCUCCAAAUCUACCUGUAGCUGUACUAGCUGGAGCCCAGGUUCAAUGACCCCACCUCUGCCCCGCUGGAGAGCCCCGCCAGAGUGCUGCGAUGCAGAGCUGUUGCUGGGGGAACACAGUUGAAAGGGGGUCUUGGUCUCUCCAGCUUCAUUUCCCAACUUCUUUGUUGACCGCCCGCUGACCAACAACCACCAAGCAACCACCAUCGCGACAUUGCCCUUCUGUCCUUUCUCUUACUUCUUCUUUGUGACCUGUUCUUUCCAUACGCCUCUAACGAUACCCCCCCCGUAUAAUCCUAUAACAUAUUCAUAAUGGCUUCCGAAAAGGUCUACCGCGCCAGCACCACGGCCCCCGUCAACAUUGCCGUCGUCAAGUACUGGGGCAAGCGCGACACCAAGCUCAACCUCCCCACCAACAGCUCUCUCUCCGUCACUCUCUCCCAGGCCGAUCUCCGCACCCUCACCACCGCCUCCUGUUCGGCCUCGUACCCCGAAGGCGACUCCCUUCUUCUCAAUGGCGAGCCCUCUGAUGUGUCUGGCGCUCGCCCCCAGGCCUGCUUCCGUGAGCUGCGCGCCCGUCGUGCCGCCCUCGAGGCUGCCGACCCCUCGCUCCCCAAGCUCUCCACCAUGCCUCUGCGCAUCGUCUCCGAGAACAACUUCCCUACCGCUGCCGGUCUCGCCUCGUCCGCUGCUGGCUUCGCUGCCUUUGUGAGGGCUAUCGCCAACCUCUACGAGCUUCCUGCCUCCCCCUCGGAGCUGAGCUUGAUCGCCCGCCAGGGCUCCGGCUCCGCCUGCCGCAGUCUGUUUGGCGGUUAUGUUGCCUGGCGCAUGGGUGAGGCUGCUGAUGGCAGCGAUUCCAUGGCCGACCAGGUUGCCGAGGCCUCGCACUGGCCCGAGAUGCGCGCCCUGAUCCUCGUCGCGUCUGCCGCCAAGAAGGGUGUCAGCUCGACCUCGGGCAUGCAGCAGACGGUUGCCACCUCGAGUCUCUUCAAGGAGCGCAUCACGUCGGUCGUUCCCAAAAACAUGGAGAUUAUGGAGAAGGCGAUUGCCGAGCGCGACUUUGCCGCGUUUGCUGAGGUCACCAUGCGCGAUUCCAACUCCUUCCACGCUACCUGCGCUGACACCUAUCCUCCCAUCUUCUACAUGAACGACGUUUCGCGCGCCGCCAUUCGCGCUGUCGAGGCCAUCAACGCGGCUGCUGGCCGGUCCGUUGCCGCUUACACUUUCGAUGCCGGCCCGAACGCCGUCAUUUACUAUCUCGAGCAGGAUACCGAGGCCGUUGUUGGCAACCUCUACAGCGUCCUUAGCAAGGUGGAUGGCUGGAAGGCGUCCGCCGUUGAGGGCCUCAAGGCCAACGCGUCCUUUGACGAGAGUGUUGUCGGCUUGCUCAAGAACGGCGUCAGCCGUGUGAUCAUGACCAGUGUCGGCGAGGGUCCGGUUGCGACACAGGAGUACCUGGUGGCUGAGGAUGGCACUCCGGUCAAGAGCUCUUCUUAGAGGAGAUGGGUUUGAAAGAGAAGCAUAACGCGUAAGCUGCUGCGCAGGUUGGAUUUUAAUACUGGAGAAAUAUUGACCUAAUAAUGUACAUACCCGGCUGUGGACACACUACCAAGGAAGGGCAAGGUAGCGAGAAGCUAUGGACAUAUCAUGAUACAGACAUGGCUGGCUAAAUGUCCCUGGAGGACAGACAGUAUUGGCCAAUGUCUGAAAAGGCUAGCAGGCUGUUGCAAUGGCAAAGAUGGACGCAAACCCUGUCCGUUCCUUCUUCGGUUAUACUUGGGUAUAGCACCUCCAAGUCUAUAGUAAGGAGGUUCUAAGAUAUCUAAAAGGGGCCCCGAUCGAUGUCCAGUUUAUGGCGUGCGGACUUGAGCCUUAAUGUCGGUGGCUUAUAACACAUACAGCAAUCACGGCACGGCCUUACGUCAGGAUAUGGCCAAAGGGGGGUUUUACCAUCGCUUGGCGCCAUCCCUUUCGCGACCAUUCAAGACGCGCACUGCACGCUCAUGUACAACGCAACAUAACGCAGCUUUGGGCUAUCUUACGCGCCAUUGCAUUAUCAGGAGAAGAAAAACCGGUUGGUAACUCUGGCUAAAUAAUUGUAUC